AUGUCUGAAAAUAUUAAGACUGUAGGACGUAAAGAAGUUUUUGAUGUCACAUUGCAACGACAUGAAAAUCCUAAGUCUAAGAACGCAAGAGACCGUAGCCAAAGCCCUAUUAUCUCAGAAGCUGGUAAUGAUGAUGGUUACAUUUUAGACGAAAUAGCUAAGUUGCCCGACCUUAGUGAACUAUAUUGUGAAGAUGAACAGGAUACUUCUAUGGGUUCGUAUGAUUAUACAGAAAAAAAUGACGGGAUGUCCAAAUCUGAUGUCUAUCACAAAAAUUUACAAAGGAACAGACAAGAUAGUUUUAAACUUUUUACUGAUAUGCAAACUACUAUUGUUCAGGAGCCUUCACACACUAAAUAUGAUAUGUCACAUCUAUUGAAAUACAAUACUUUAACAACCACUUCAACACAAUUGGAUGAUUCACGGCAUAUCACCAUGUUAAUAAGACAAAGGGACAAUUGUAAAAAAAGUGCUACAGAGCUUAAAAAUAAAUUGAAAGCCUUAAAGCUUCAUAGUAAAAGCAGCAAAUUGUCAAGUACUGAUAAUUUCGUCAAAAAUAAUAAUAAACUGCAGUUGGACCUCCAUAAAAAGUUGAAGGCUACCGGCAAUGUUGUAAAGAUGUUGGAUGAAAUCAUAGAAGCAGAAUGUUCCGAAGCUUACAAUACAGAAACAAAAGACAGGAGCCAAGCACAGAAACAAUAUAAAUAUAAUUACGAAUAUUAUGACCCGGAGUUACACUGGUGUCAUAUUUGUAACGUGUUCCCACAGACCGCGAAAGAUUUUUUAAAACAUUUGCAUAGCAGUCUUCAUCAGGAAAAAAGUGCAGACCACAUAGAAAAGCCGUGGAGUGAACAGACGGAUUUCGACGUAGGUUUCCCUCAUGUGCCUUCUGCUCCAUCAAAACGAACGCCUAUUAGAGGUCUUCAGUUCUAUGUGCCAACAACAGCGUGGUACUGUAAGCUGUGCAAGCACUUCAUGGGCGACGCGAACUCUGCCUCAAAUCAUCUGAAGUCUAUCAUACACGCUAACAAGUAUAAUGAAUUUAUUGAGCAUAACCCACAUUUUGAGACCGACUGGAUUUCCGAUCGCCAGAAGGCGUACGAAAAAGUUCAAAGAUUGAAGAGGCUGAUCGAAAAUGAGAAGAUAGUUAGCAUCUGUGUCAGUAGUGACACAGACACUGAACCUACUCAUACGAAGGAAAAAAGAAUGAAAAAGGAACGUCACAUUAAGCAUACGAAAGAGAAUAUUUUGAAGACAAACUUCGAAAAAAUUGCUGAAAUAGAUUCAACGCGAUCCCGACAACAUACAUUUACUCCAAGCGAUCGUGUUUAUGACCGAUCUGUCUCUCGUGAGGUAGAUGAUAAUGAAAGGAGACGUUUAGAAGCACGCUGGAAAGAUAAAGAUAGUGAAGGAGAGAGACGGAUGAACGAAAAAGGGAAGUAUUCUGACGAAAGAGAGAGAUACCAGGAGAGAUCAACGCUGUGUUAUAACGAGAGGGAGAGACGGAGGGAUGAAAAAGACAGAGAAAGAAGACAUCGACGGGAUUCAAGGUAUAAUCACCGAUACAGACGUGAUUCGUGGGAACAAUUACGAGAGCCACAACAAACUAAACCAAAUUACAGGGAAACUAAAGCAAAAAUUUUGCCGGAACCUGAAAAAGAUAAUGGAAACCCAAAAUUUAAUAUAAAAGAACUGAAAGACACUACGACGAAAUUAUAUAACAACGAACGCCAAAAGAACGAAAACAUUUAUCAACUCGCUGCCACUUGGCUAAACAACAAUCCUUUGCCUAUCUAUCCACCAAUAGCUGUACCUGACGGUGACAUAAAUCAGUAUUAUCCUUAUGGGUAUCCUUAUUAUAUGGGAACGGGUUAUGGAUUAGAGUCUAUGAUGAAUCCCGGAAUGAUAGCUCCUUGUACUGGUAACUCCGGAACGAGUUUGUUGGGCGAACCACCGAUAUAUUACGGAUUUAAUCAAACAUUCUCACUUUUGUAUAAUCAGAUGAAUCAGGAAAGCCAAACAAUUGGAAAUAUAAUACCGCAGGACUCGAAAGAACAUAUAGAGGAAGAAACCAAUGGUGCAGAAGAAAAUGAAAAGUAUGAAUCUCAAACUGUUAAGGAUCUCCAAGAGCAGCCUCCUAAUAAGGAAAACGUUGAAGUUCAAACAUCUGACAAUAAUCAAAACGCAUCUAUUAAAACUUAA
Molecule: messenger RNA, 2202 nt
Organism: Pieris macdunnoughi
Lineage: Eukaryota; Metazoa; Arthropoda; Insecta; Lepidoptera; Pieridae
Source: the annotation of a GenBank genome assembly